AUGACGAAGGCGGAGCGGCGCGAGCAACAGGAGAGACAACGUGCAGCAAAAGCGGAGAAGGCAGCUCAAAAUUCGGGGAAGAAUCCACCAAAAUCCGCGAAUAAACCAUCCCAAAGUUCAGGGGCAGGAGCCCCGGCCCUAACGAGGAGAGGUAGUAGAGCCGCCGAUUUCCCGCCGAAAGGUGCCCAAGGCCAGUCGAAAGACGCGAAAGCUGGUGCAGACGAUAAGGGGGCGCAUACGAGGGGACUUCGCAUCUUCUCUCACUUUGGCCUCCCCAAACCGACGAGCCACAAGGGUGAAAUCCACCCUGCAAUCGUUCGGCUAGGGUUGCAAUUCUCCGAGUUUAAGAUUACUGGCGCAAAUGCCAGAUGCAUAGCGACUCUAACUGCGUUCAAGACGGUCAUCCAAGACUACGUUACACCGCCGAACAACACCCUUUCGCGACAUCUGAUGACAUACCUGUCGCCUCAGAUUAGUUACCUCGUCGCUGCGAGACCCAUGUCUGUUACCAUGGGUAAUGCCAUCCGUCAACUCAAGUUGGACAUCAGCGGCACAGACAUCGACCUUCCUGAGCAGGAUGCAAAAGAUGCACUAUGCGAGAAGAUAGACACUUAUAUCCGAGAUCGAAUAAUCGCCGCGGACCAAGUCAUCGAGGAGACGGCUGGAAAUAAGAUCAAAGAUGGCGAUGCCAUCUUAACAUACGCAAGAUCCUCAGUCGUCGAGAAGGUCUUGCUCGCAGCUCACGCAGAUGGCAGGCAGUUCACAGUAACUGUCGUCGACUCACGGCCAAUGCUUGAAGGCAAAAAGCUUCUACAAGUGCUCUCAUCCGCAGGCAUCCAAUGCACGUACCUCCUGCUUCCCGCGGUCGGCUCGGUCAUCACUGAAACUUCGAUGGUUCUUGUGGGAGCACACUCGCUUCACUCCAAUGGAGCAGUAUUUUCAAGGGCCGGAACGGCUCUGGUGGCUAUGAUGGCUAAGCAACACUCAGUUCCUGUUGUGGUCUGCUGCGAAACGUACAAAUUUUCGGAGACAGUCCAGCUCGACAGUUUUACCCGCAACGAGUUAGCUCCUGUCGAACUGUUCAAGUCCUUUCCUCAGAACAGGCCUCAAGAUCUAUCAUCUCUCAAUGAUCAGCCUAAUCUGCAGAUCUUGAACCCCCUAUACGACUUGACGCCCCCUUCCAGCAUAACCGCCGUUGUGACUGAAGUGGGGGUAAUCCCUCCCAGUUCCAUCAGUUCGAUUCCCCUUGCUCUUGGCAGGACCAUGCUGUAA
Gloeophyllum trabeum ATCC 11539 is the source of this 1272-nucleotide messenger RNA. Its product is annotated as IF-2B-domain-containing protein. The coding region runs from base 1 to 1272 and encodes 423 amino acids. Lineage: Eukaryota; Fungi; Basidiomycota; Agaricomycetes; Gloeophyllales; Gloeophyllaceae. The transcript has 6 exons. The record is from RefSeq and is a predicted model, not a curated record.